Dermacentor albipictus is the source of this 4671-nucleotide messenger RNA. The record is from RefSeq and is a predicted model, not a curated record. Lineage: Eukaryota; Metazoa; Arthropoda; Arachnida; Ixodida; Ixodidae.
UUGCUUCUGUUAUGAUGAGCCCAGAAUUCGGUCUUAAGUCUGGGAAAUGUUCUAGCUUGCUUGCCCUCCUUGAGGUAACUGCCCUCCUUUACGAGAUAACAUCACCCUAUGACCCCUGCUACAUCCUGAGUGGACACUGGCAACCAGCAGGCCACAAAGAGGAGGGGGGCACUGAUGUAGCAACAUGACAAUGCUGCGAUGGCACCCACUUCACUUGGUCCAGAAUGUGUCAACACCAAUUGGCACUCAGUUUUUUAAAGUGCUUGUAACUACUAAUUGCAGCAUCAAGUGCAGAUUUCAGAGUGGAAAAAAUUCCGAAUUGGUGCUCAAGGGGCCCUAAAACACUUUUCUAACUAAUUGUAGAAUGAUGUCACUGUAAAGUAUCAUCAGCCUGGUUACGCCCACUGCAGGGCAAAGGCCUCACCCAUACUUCUCCAACUACCCCGGUCAUGUACUAAUUGUGGCCAUGUUGUGCCUGCAAACUUCUUAAUCUCAUCCGCCCACCUAAUUUUCUGCUGCCCCCUGCUACGCUUCCCUUCCCUUGGAAUCCAGUCCGUAACCCUUAAUGACCAUCGGUUAUCUUCCCUCAUUACAUGUCCUGCCCACUGCUGUAAAGUAUGUUGCCUAGCAAAUCUUGUGCCUCAAAAUUUGUUGUGUACUUCAAGCAUAAGUAGAGUUAGAGGUAUUAUUGCACUGAUGCAGUUUUCUCUCUCCUUUCAUGUCCACUAGCAUGCCAGAAGCUACACAGGGGGCUAACAAGGCCUCGCGCAAAAUUUGGGAAUUUAAAAAUAUUUUUUGUGAUGCUACUUUUGGUUCAGCCGUGCAUGACGCACUCUCAAUGCGAGAUGGGCACUUGUGCUUAAGCUAUGUCAUUCACAGAGGCUAAUCAGAACACAGUUGUCAGAGCAUUGCACUGGUGAGAGGACACAUUGCAGCACCCUGUCGUGGCUGUAGUAUCUAUGCCAUGCUGCUACAUAGCUCUGGUGUGAUCUCCCACAGUGCACAGCAGACGCAGCUCCACAAAACUCGUGUGUAGACAGAAGUACAAAGACGAAAAAUGUUUUUAGUCUUUGAGAUCACUUCCAUGUGUAUUUUGCAUUUAUUAUACUUAAGAUUAGCAUUUAAUUAAAACUGGCAAAUAUUUUGCACUGGUUUUUCUUGGGAAAAAGAAUACAAAAUUGCCCAUUUAUUAAUUGUAUGAUUAUUUCACCUGAUGUACAGGUACCCUUCUAGACAGUUGUACCGCGUAGCUGCUGAGAGGCUUGUCAGUGCAUACCCACACCUUGCUGACAGAGUUGGCAGCGGAAAUGGCCUGGACUCGUGGGUCUUGGCAUUAAGAAACAAAUUCAAGAACAUGCGUAAGAAGGCAGAGAAUUGCUCCGAAGAAAUGUUGGCAAAAAAAAGGCACUUCCUGGUCAAGCGGAAACAGCAGGUGGCUUCUGGUGAAGCUACAAACAAGAAGUUAUGCCGCCUUUUUGAUUGCAGUCAUCUUGUAGCAUAUGGGGAAACUGCCGAGUCAUUGAGGCUGCACAAUGAAUGGCUACAAGACAAUGCUGGCUGCCAAGAUGAAGAGGCAGUAAGGCCGAGGCUGCUUGCAACAGCAAGAGAGAGGCAUGAUCAACUUCGCAGCCUUACGCUGUCAGAUGCUCUGUUGCUGUUCCCCUUUCUGGCAACUGAGGCAUCGCUUCUCGUGGAGUUUGACCUACUUUUCCAAAGAAACGUGAUGGAGGCAAUGGAGAAUGGCUGCAAGCAGCUUGGUUACACUAUUCUGAGCUUUGGAGAGCCAGAAGAGAUUGUGGCAUUUUCCGAAGUGGGAUCCGAGGAUGCUGUUCUGGCAGUUCUGCAGUUUGUAGCAAAGCGCUGCAAGGAGCCCAUAGAUAGCAUCAUUACGCAGGAAGAAGCCCCGCUGACCCCGUGUCUGGUGCAGGAUGAAGGAUUUGCACUGCACAUCGACAAGCAACUAGUGUUUCAAGUCUCCUCGCUGCUUUCGGGAGUAGCCUGCCUCUUUGCAUCCUUUUGGGUGUUUCAUGUGGAAUACCCACGAAAGGCGCACAAAAUGUUAACAUUCAUAGAACAUGCAUUUCUGAACUUAACGCACACAAAGCCGCGCGUCAAAGCUCUUCAACUAAUCAAUUUUUUCAGAGGCCAUGCAGACUCCCUGGAAGAGCCAUAGGCUACUAACCAGUGGCCACACUCAUGGCCUAAUAAACUUCUUUGCAGCCGAUUCUUGUGUAGUUUCACAGCCCAAAUGAUGCUUUGGUCCAAGGGCUGGGCAAUCUGAUGUGUUAGGAAGCAGAAAUGCUAACUUCGCAGCUGCAAAGUUAUCUAGUGUGGUGUGCGCCGAUGCAUUUAGGAUAACUGCAAUUCUGUUCUUCGCUGCAACAUAGUGGUCAGUGAGGCGCAUGUACGCCUCAAAAAGCUUUGCAGUCCAUGCUUUUGUAUUGCUGCAGUAGACAAGUCUAGACGGCAGUUGGGUGCUUUUCAAACAUCUUGGCAUGGCUGACUUCCCAAUCACAAGAAAUGAUUCACUUCGAAUGCAACUGAAAUCCUGUCAUUGGCAUGCUUACCGCCAGUGCAUGUGUCGUCAUUGAAUGCAGGCAUUCUGUCUAGUAGCAGCUUGAAGAGCGCAGACUCAUUCGUGUUAAAGAUAUUGUUGGGUGCGCAGUCCAUCAAGAUGUGCCUCAGCUGACCAUUUCGCCAUGUUUCUGCAUCCUCUGUGUUGCCAAUGGCAUCUUCUCCUGAAGUGGUCAUGUUUAUGCCGUGCCUCACUUUAAAUUCACCAGCCAGCUGUUGCUGCAUAUGAAGUGGUUCAGCUGCGAAGUGAAAACCGGGGCCUUCUCGGCAAGUAGGGGUUGCAAAAAGACAGUGGACGUUAAACUGCCUCAAUACUGUAAUACUUCAAUCAUAAUAUGGUCGUCAAGCUUAAGUUAUUGCUUGUGUUUUGUAAUAUUGUUGCCUUGCACACAAUUGUUUUCCUAGUUCUUUUUGUGCUGUUUGCCACAGUUUAUUUUAAAAAUAUGUGCCGGCUUUUUUCUGCAAUGUGCAUUUGUUUAAGAUACAGUGGCCAGCGCAUCAAAGUGACUAGUAGUGCACAGCUCAUGUGUUUUAUGUUGUAAAGGUGCUGAGCUUGAUACACAAAAGCAACAGUAGCAGAUAUACUGUGAGCGAAUUUUAACGUACUGGCUCCUAUGUUAUGCACCAUUCGAAUUUGAUUCAGUAUGAACAGGCUUCAAGAAUGUUUGGUCAAAUGGCCUAGUGAAACCUUUUUUUAUAUAUGACUUUAGGAGUAUUAAAAAGUGCCUUUAAUUGUUAUUAUUUAUUUCGGUAGAUAAAUGUUAUAUUCAGUCACAUUAUAGGCAAUUUAUUUUUGCACACCAAAAUGUUUGUAAUGAGCACAGGUGUGCAAGAAAGCCCUCAGGAAUGUUGGUCACCUGUGCUGUGUUUCAGCUUUCAGCUCAAUAAGUGGGAUGAGUUGACCUCUCAAUAUAGUGCUGAGGUUUUUCACUUUUAUUUCUGUUGUACUAAGUCGCACAGACUACCACUGACUGGCAUCAAUGCAAGAUUGUUAAAGGAGUACUGACACGAAAAUUUGGUGUCCCGGCUUCUUAAGUAGCUGCUGACUCCAUAUUUAUGGUGCGAAGCCUCAGUUCCAUGAGAGUGCUACAAAUUAAUAAUUACAACACCUUUGUACGGCUCGUCCAAAACACUCUUCUGGCAGAGAGGCCUCGGACAUGAAAAAGGUUAUUUGUCGCUUCACCGAAAGUGAAGUUGGCAGUGUGUAGUAGUUGAAUUGAAUUGAAGUUAAGGGCAUGAACUGAUUGUGUCGCCGAAAGCUGCCAAACUGUCCCCUCUGAUUGUUCACUUCUCUUGGAAAUACAGGGAGACACUCCCUUCCCUCUUGUCCCGUGGAGUGUUAAAUGGACUGGGCUUUAAUCACCACGACCGUGGUGUGCAUACACGUUGGCAGUAUCCGGUGCCAUGAAAUUGCAAUUGGUUUCAUCGCUACAUGCGUAACCUUUUACACCUCUGAAGCAGCACUGCUCUUGGCAUGCAUUUUGAGUCCUAAUAAAAAGUAAUUUAAUUAAUUAUUGCAUACUUGGGGAAUUGAGAUGCCAUAAUUUAUUUAUUCGGUUGAGGUCUAUCAAGUGAAGUAAUAAAUGGGACAAAAAUUGUCAAUACUUUCAAUUUGACAAGGCUUAAAUUUGGCAGCUUCACAAAUCUAGUCAUAUGCUAAAGUGCUGGGCAUGGUCUGGUGAAAAGGGAUUGUUUAAUAAGCUGGUUGAAGCUUCGUAUGUUGAUAUAUUUUAAGUGUGUGAUAAGUUCCUUAAAUUUGUGCCUUUUCAUUCUUUGCUGGCCACUGGCACCAUUGUACAGUGCCUGGAUUUCUUUGUUUUAGCCGUUGUGCAAGCUUUCUAGUCACUAGAUCGAAGUAUAUAUUUGUGGUAAAUGCUGAAUAUGUGAUAAGUUCAGGUUUCUUAUGUUUGUGCCAUAGGUUUGUCAUUAUUAUUUUAUUGUGCAAGACCGUCUCCUGGCCACUGAACUUUUUUUACAUUACCUGUAUCUUUAAAAAUACUGUUCUAAACAUGUGCAAACUGUCUAGUCACCAUUUGUACUCAUUGUUGGAAGGAACUGCAGGACUGCAAUAUAUAAAAUGUGAUAUUUCUAAUAAAA